Rhagoletis pomonella (apple maggot) is the source of this 4177-nucleotide messenger RNA. RefSeq names its product adenylate cyclase type 6-like. The transcript has 22 exons. Gene Ontology annotation, biological process: adenylate cyclase-activating G protein-coupled receptor signaling pathway; cAMP biosynthetic process; adenylate cyclase-inhibiting G protein-coupled receptor signaling pathway. Gene Ontology annotation, cellular component: plasma membrane. Bases 22 to 4152 code for a protein of 1376 amino acids. Gene Ontology annotation, molecular function: adenylate cyclase activity. The record is from RefSeq and is a predicted model, not a curated record. NCBI's taxonomy places the organism in Eukaryota, Metazoa, Arthropoda, Insecta, Diptera, Tephritidae.
UGUAUUCUCUCGAAGCCAGCGAUGAAUGAAAUCUUCUUAGUGCUUGUGUCCUAUGUUAUUGUCGGCACCUUUGUUGCCAUUGAAAUUGCUGUGGGUUAUGCAACAUUGCCAAGCAAAUCGUACAACGGCAGUUCCUGUUGUGUUGUCUUCAUCUACAUGACUUAUACAAUGUUGCCGCUACGUCUACGUGAGGCACUCAUCGGUGGCAUUGUGCUGUCCUGCAUGCACAUCUACACCAGUCUACGCUACACAGAAGCGACAAUACAUUGGCAGGAGUUGCUCUGCAGCCUUUUAGCAUUAUUCCUCUCCAAUCUGACAGGCAUUUAUACGCAUUGGCCCAAGGAGAAGGCGCAACGGAAGGCAUUUAUUGAGACACGGCAAUGCAUUGAGGCGCGUUUGCGUACGCAGCGUGAAAAUCAGCAACAGGAACGUCUGCUGUUGUCGGUGUUGCCGCGUCACGUUGCCAUGGAAAUGAAGGACGACAUUGCAGGGCAGCCGCGUGAUACGCAAUUUCACAAAAUCUACAUACAACGACACGAAAAUGUGAGCAUACUUUUUGCGGACAUUUGCGGCUUCACCAGCCUCUCUGAUCAAUGCACCGCCGAAGAAUUGGUUCGGUUGCUUAACGAACUUUUUGCCAGAUUUGAUCGAUUGGCAGCUGAGCAUCAUUGCCUGCGAAUCAAACUUUUGGGUGAUUGUUAUUACUGUGUAUCUGGCUUGCCCGAGCCACGGCCGGAUCAUGCACAUUGUGCCGUGGAAAUGGGUUUAGACAUGAUUGAUGCCAUAGCGCUUGUUCGUGAGGUGAUGGCUGUCAAUGUUAAUAUGCGUGUUGGCAUACACACCGGACGUGUGCAUUGUGGCGUACUGGGCUUGGUCAAGUGGCAAUUUGAUGUGUGGUCGAAUGAUGUGACACUAGCUAACCACAUGGAAAGCGGCGGCAUACCUGGACGCGUCCACAUCACCAAGGAGACACUCAAGUGUUUGGAUGGCGAUUACGAAGUGGAGGAGGGCAAAGGUGCCGAACGAAACACAUAUCUGAAAGAUCAUCAAAUCGAAACUUAUCUCAUAGUGCCAGGUGAUAUUUAUCGACCGGUAAGUGUACGAAAAUCACGCAACCGACUGCAGGUGAAUGGCAACAUUUCCAAGGAGCUGCGGAUGAUGGGACACGCUGGCACACAGAAGAAUGCCUCCAAAUUUGGCUUUGGCGACAGCGCGGAAGGUGCUAAAGAUCCAGAGGAUGAAGUGAAUGAGUAUUUGAUGCGUGCGAUAGAUGCACGUAGCAUUGACCAUUUACGUGCGGAGCAUUGUCAGUCGGUGUUUUUGUCCUUCAAGGAUGAUGAGCUGGAGAAAAAGUACGGAUCGGAGCCAGAUCGUAUGCUGAGUGUGUAUUUCUACUGCAGUUUUAUUGUACUAGUCACCACUACCGUUAUUAGAUUUUCAGCGUUUAAACCGAAUUUACUCACCAUCACCACUUCAUGUGCAACAAUUGUUAUCGUCAUGCUAAUUUCACUACUCGUCGCCGCUCAUGUGAUAAAUAUGAAUCUACCGAUUGGCAUCAAGAGAUUCUCUUCACGUAUCCACAGCAAUCGCCUGCUAGCACAGUGCUUUGCUUUUUUAACAGUCACACUGAUUGCCUUGACAACUGUGCUGACAAUGGCAUAUGAAAUUUUCUACAGCGUUGAUUUUGAAAACUUAUCAGCGAGCAGUCAAAGCCAUAAACUUCAGCCCACCUAUGAAAUUUUAGCGCCAAAUGCUUCAAAUGAGUUCAAAGCAACUGAUGAAACUGAUUUUACUUCCACCGCCAGCUCGCAAGGCAACGCUGCAGCUGACUUUAACUGUGAUUAUUUUUUAGCUAUAAAUACAUUCUUGCUGCUGACGCUGUUGUCGAUGAUGACUUGUGCCACCUAUCAAGUAUUGCGUAUUGUAUUGAAAUUGUUAUUGCUGCUACUUCUCGCUUCAUUCUAUACUGGCUUCUCAAUGUACCUGUAUACGCGCAAGGAUAUUCGCUUCAUGCUGGACACGGAGGAGGCUUUGCUGCGCUAUAUAAUUGAUUCGAUUUUUCUUUUUGCAUUCAUGUUGGCGCUGAUUUUUCACAGUCAUCAAACGGAGGCCACUUAUCGUCUAGAUUUCAUUUGGAAAUUACAAGCCACAGAGGAGAAAGAGGAUAUGGAACAUUUGCAAGCGUAUAAUCGCAAGCUGCUGGAAAAUAUUCUGCCUGUGCAUGUUGCGGAACAUUUUCUGAGUCGGGAAAAGAAUAUCGAUGAUCUCUACCAUGAGCAAUGUGAUAGUGUGUGUAUAUUGUUUGCGUCGAUACCGAAUUUUUCGGAGUUCUAUGUUGAAUUAGAAGGUAAUAAUGAGGGCGUGGAAUGUUUGCGUCUACUCAACGAGAUUAUCGCCGAUUUUGACGAAUUGCUAAGUGAGGAACGUUUUCGCUACAUUGAAAAGAUUAAAAGUACUGGUGCAACAUAUAUGGCCGCUUCUGGUUUAACGGCAAAUACUUGUAAUCAAGUGAACUUUUGUCAUGUUACCGCUAUGGCAGAGUAUGCACUGCAAUUAUUUGAUAAAAUCGAAGAGGUUAAUACACAUUCGUUCAACAAUUUUCGGCUGCGUAUAGGUAUAAAUAUCGGGCCUGUUGUGGCUGGUGUUAUUGGAGCGCGUAAGCCACAAUAUGAUAUUUGGGGAAAUGCCGUAAAUGUGGCCUCACGCAUGGACUCUACUGGGUUGCCAGAUCAUAUACAGGUCACACAAGAGGUAUAUCAAAUUCUGGUCGGACGUGGUUUUGAGCUUACCUGUCGCGGUAGUGUUAACGUCAAGGGCAAAGGCUCUAUGAUUACGUACUUUUUGAAAGGAAAGUCAGCGCAGCUACCAGCGCUGGAGGCAAACCAUAUCAAUGCGGUGCCGACGACAAUAAAUGAAGCAACUGGCACUGCAGCAGCUGUGGAGGCCGAGAAAAAUAAUAAGAAUAUUGAUUUGGCUAAUUGUCGCACAGUGAUAUCGCCCAUCAAAGAAAGCGAAAAGCCAGUAUCUGGCACUCAACUAGAAGAGAAAAAGUCUGAGCUUAUAUCAUCUCCACCACAAGUACCAGCGGAGGAGGCAGCACCACUCUCCUCCUCUCCUCCAACCGAUCAAACGAACAAAGUCAGCACAGACUCUGGCGACGAUCUCUCACCCGAUUCAGAGCUGAAUUCCUACAUGCAGAGUGCCACCGCACAACGCCGAAAGUCGCUCUGCCGCCAACACAACAUAUCCUCCUCCUUUGGCAACACAACCAGCUCUAGUUCUGCACUCACGCCCUCAGCACUCUCCAGCAGUUCGAGCGUGGUUACUAUAGCCGUUUUACCAGCAAUUGCUAAAGCUGGUUCCUCGUCCAUGGAGAACUCCAUGGAGGGCACUAUGGGCAGCAGCUCAAUGAAUACCACCACAUCUGCCAACUCGACCAGCGGGCGCAGCAACAGCCAACCGCGUACCUGUGUCGAUGAACUGAAGGAGGCAUUCAAAGAUGAAAACGAAAAGCCACCACUCAAAGACUCAAUUGAAAAUCUACAAAUUUUACUGCAAAAUAAUAUCAGCCUUUCGGAUCUCAGCAAUAAGCAGCAAUUGAAUCUACGAUCAAGCGAUGCCAAAAUGCAGCAACUGAAAAAGGAAACCAUUGUCACAUUCCGCACGGAGACCGCUGCACGUCGACAACGCAAAUCAAUUACAACGAUCGCUACGACAAUGCAGCUACGCAGCUUUGACGAAUAUAUUACAUCUGGCACAAGUACAACCACCACAGGUGUGCUCAGCAGUGCGCAAAGGUUGAAUGAUGGCGCGCAAAAAGGUGACAACGACAACGAUGAUGAUUAUAAUAAAGUAGUUUGUAACGGCGUAAAUCAACGCCCGCACGACUGGUCCAAUCGUCUGGGGCUCGAUACGCAUCGUAGUCCUAUAAGAAGUUCACAGUCGAUGAGCCCCAUCGGAUUGGUGGGGAGUGAAGUGUUUGUGCUGCCCAAUAGCCGUAGCAUGAUUGUGUUCAGCAGCAGUGGCAGCAGCAGUAGUAGCGACGGUGGCGGCGGUGGCGGUGGCGGUGCUAUUGGAAGUACGAGUAGUGGCAGCAGUGCGACGAGCGCCAACAACACCAUCGCCUACAUGCUGCAGGAUGUGAGCACCUAAGGCGCCUGUCUAGACUCUAGCGAAG